UUUUUUUUUUUUUCCUUUUCCUUCUUAUUCUUCCAUUCUUCCUUCAGGAUGCAGGUCUCAGAAGGAAACCCGUCAGCACCGGCGGACUCCCCGUCAGUCGACGCCCAUAUCCCAACUAGGUCUAGUCUUGGGCCCGAUCCUGGCCCUGACAGUCAGCCGUCGGGUUCUAUCAAUAAUUCCAAUAAUGGAUACAAGUGUAAGUCAAUUUGACUUUUCUAUUUUCCAUUCUAUACUUUUACUCUCUCAUAACCCUAUUUAUCAUGAUAUUACGGGAGAUUUGCCUCCCUUCAGACAACCGUCGGUAAUUCUCGGGAUGGCAAUGAUCGGACGUACCCUUCUAUUCACUUUCCUAGUCCUACCCUCGUGUCAAGUAACUUAAGAAAGUACCAUAAGACAUAUUAAUCACCCUCUAUUUAUCAAUUUGCCAUCGCACAAUCCCUAGUUCACAUGUAUUUUCGGCCAAGCUCUUAGGGAGCCAGUGCACACGGCGCCACGCGGUCUAAGGGGUUACUUAAUGGGCACCUAUGGUUGACUGAUGCGGUUCUUAGCGAAUGUGCCAAUCUUUCAUGGCACCACCAGUCACCCUGACUCCCACCCUGACUCCCACCCUGAUUCCCCGCACCCCACACAAGCGGAAACUCAGAUUGACCAGGCUAUAUCAUCAACCGGGGCUGGCCCAGUUAGAAGACUCUCUGCCUCCUCAUCCAAGAUGUUGUUCUCAGAUUUGUAUAAGUCGACUAAAUCUCCACUCUCGAGGUUACGGCAUCACUCACAUCCGGCCCCUGCGGCUCUGGAUUAUGAUCCUGACCUCGUGAGUCGAGAUAAAGCCAAGCAAAAAGAAGCUAUUAAGCGCGUCCUCGCGGCUAAGAUACGAAAUGAUUGGCACUUCGAAUGGCCGCCUGCAGCUAUCAAUCCAGACCCGGGACAUGCUGAAACAGAAACGGCACCUGGGGGGUAUGAUGACCAUAUUGCCGUAGAAGAUAUCGAUUCAGGAGACGACACUGCUUCAGUGUAUAGCACCGUUUCAGAGGACCUUACUCAUUUUCGCCCUAGGUCUGAGUGGCUAUCGGAUAUGCCCGAUGACGACGACGACGACGAUAUUCCUGUAUCACCAUCGGCAUAUCGUUUUGAUACUCCAGAUGCGGUUGGCACUUCGGUCAAGGUAGCAGCCCUCGCUAAGAGCGCUAAGCGGAGGAGGGCGGUGCGUUCUGAAAUGGAAUGGAAUGAUGGGCUUGCUUGCUUCAAUGCUCGACGAGACGCUUGGACGGGUGCAAAGGCAGCUCGAAUCCGUCCAAAGGUAAAUUCCCCAGUGGUUACCUCUCCUGCCGCAAAGCGUCUUUCUUGGUGGCAUAUCUCGACUUCACCGUCGCCCUCGUCGCCUACGGAAUCGAUUGGUGCCGGUACAACGCUUAGCCCUAGUGCGACGCGUACAUCUGGCGAUACUACUGCGGUGUCCUCAACGGAUGCGGAAUUUAGAGAGACGAGGACCAGAGAUGACUCGUCUACUUAUCCAGUAGAGACUCUGGUUCCCAUACCCCAACCUCUUUUGCCUCCUGCCACUCCUAUGCGUGCCUCCAUCACCGUGGCCGCGUAUCCUACUAUUUACGAUAAGAUCGUAGUUCAAUCUGCAACACCCUCGUGUCCUGUUAACCUCGGAGACGUGGUACGUUCCUGCGUGGCCGGUUGGAAACGAGACGGCGAGUGGCCCCCUCGGGGUACCGAUCCUCCACCCGUCAUAGCAGUUCGUAGGAGGAAGGACGGCGGUGCGGGAGGCAGAAAUAACGCACCGAAAAGCAACGCGUCUAAGAGGAUGAGCUUUAGUUUUCUAGGGCGAAGACAGAGCGUAGGUGGGGACCAAAACAAACUAGCAGAAAGUACAUCGCAUCCGGAGAAAGAAGAUGCUAGCCAUACAACUGGCAAGGUUUUUAGGAAAGGUUUACAGCGCGUGUUAGGCCUUGGACACGAGAGAACGUCGAGCAACACUAGCAAUCAAGCGACUAUUGCUAUGUGAUGGACGUGGAUUAAUGGGAACGAAUGAAUACUCAAGGAGUCAGUGUUGCAGGAGUCAGUGUUGCAGAAGGUUAAGGGAGGAACAAAGGAGUCUUGGACAAUCGCGACAUAUCCUCUGGGAUUGUUAGGGAGAAGCGCGUUCUCGGCAUCAUGGCAAUAUACCCAGCAUCGCUUUCGGCGUUUACUUAUUUUAUUUCAACACUUCGCCCUUUUGGCGUACAGAUAGCACUGUUGAGAUAUGUUGAUAUGUUCUAGAAUGAAAGUAGCAGGCAUUCGCCGCGGUUUUUUCUUACCACUACAUACGUCGAUCACGAAUCUCUUGUAUAUUGCUCUAUGGAAAUUGGCACUGUGGCUUGGAUCGCGGCUAUGAUAAGGUUACUAUCUUGUCUUUGAACCGGAGAACGAAACGCCAUGCAAUUAAUGAGUGAUAAUGAACAUAGGUAAGUAAUAGAGAAUUAUAAUUGUAGGUUAGGUAAAUUACGAAUUAACCUAAACUUGAAAGUAAAUAUCAAAGACGGUCUAUUUAGCUUCGUACACGGAUGCAUAGGAUAGGUGUAUUAGUUCGAAGGAUAAAUAAACUGUAAUGAUCCUCUUGCUGGUUUGCUGGGCUAUAUAGGUCGGAAUACGCUUUCUUACAGCGAUAUUCAACUUACAAGACGCUGAUGUUCGGUAAGCAUAAGUCAACCUUCGUUACCAAGACUCGAGCCUAAUACAGGUUAGGUAAUCUUAAGCACACAACACAUCAAAC
Molecule: messenger RNA, 2758 nt
Organism: Daldinia loculata
Lineage: Eukaryota; Fungi; Ascomycota; Sordariomycetes; Xylariales; Hypoxylaceae
Exons: 1
Coding region: 536-2011 (491 amino acids)
Source: RefSeq, a predicted model, not a curated record